CAUUCCGUAUGCCCGCCACUAGUAUAUUUUAAAAAAUUACACAUAGUACAUGUUUGUCAAAUUUCAUUACCAUAUCUAAAAUGGUAUUACAAUAAUGUUGAAAUACUAUAUACUAUUUUAUACAAAUUAGAGCAAGUACCCAAUUUCCAUUUAAAAAAUUCUUAUAUUGGUCUAGAUGUAGGACUGACAUGGUGGUCACGUAUCCCGAGGUGUACCGCCAGAAACCAGAAUAGGAAUAAGGCGAAAAUAUGAAUGUUUUUACAUAAACUAACUUGCAAGAGCGAUGAAUAUUCACUGAAUAAUCAGAUACGGAUAUGGUGAUACAAAAUACGUCGAUAGAUGGUGUACCAAUCCUCCGCCGACUGAUCAUAGCGAUUAUCGUAUAAGGAAAAGAAGAAAAUUGACGCAUAAGGUUAUGUGUUAUAUUUUAACUUUGUUGUUCACGUCCUAAACACAAGAGCCUAUAGUAUGCCGAAAAACAUUAUAAAAUAUGACAGUAUUGCAUGAUAUAUUAAAAUAAUAUUAAUUUAUAAAAAAUAAAUGGAAAAUUUAUUUGACGAAAUUGGGAUUCCUAAAAAUCACAUUAGGAAAUCUAGUAAAAAUGAUAGAUUUGUUGUCUUAGUUAACAAACAAUGGUUGAAGUCAUUAUGCAAACAUUCCACUUUAACAGAAUUUAUUCCACAUCCUAAUCUGGAAUCUUGGCCACUUAAUGAAGAAUUUAGUUCAUGGUUGAGAAUAUUUGUAUCUAUUUACAAGAAACGGGAUGCCAAAGUCAUACCUUUGCCUAGAAUUAGACAGUUAUUAAAAGAAGACAAUCCAUUAAUGUAUCAUCAACUUCUGCAAUACAUUUGCCAAACAAACUACAAAAAUCUGUGGAAGGAUGCAUAUAAAAAAUAUGUAGUAUCAGAAUUCAAUAGAGAGACUCAGGUCCCAUUAGUAUACUAUAAUGAUGUUCUACGGGAGAUUUUAUUAAGAAUCUAUGGGUGUCCGAUUGUAAAUAGUUUGGAUACUCAGGACAGUCAAGAUAAUUCAAAGAGUUUUGAUACUCACCCAAAUAUUCUGCUAGCUAUAUGUGGUAUUGAGACCUUGAAUGCAUUUUUUUUGUUUCAUUUUCCAUAUUUUGAUCAUACACUCAGUGAUUGUGUGACAUUCAGUCCUGCAAUUUUGGAUAAGUGCUGGACAAAGCCACUCUUUAUCAUCUAUCAGUUAUUACAGUUAUUAAAAUCUUUUCAUGACAGAAGUUUGACAUUGGGAGAUAUUAGUUUAAAUGAUAUAUAUUUAACGGAGAAUUUGUGGAUCCAUAUUUUCCCACAAGUCAGUUCAAAUAUUUACAUGAGCGACAACUUAAAAUCGGACAAGCUCAUGACAAUAAAAGAUUGUAAAUUAGGUCACAAGUUUGUUAACAAUUUGAGGUGUGAAAAUUGUGGUUUAAGUACUUUUGAUAAAGUUUCAAUUGUAAACAAAAACCUACAAGAACUGUCUAAUCUAUGGAUAGAAGGGAAGAUAUCUAACUUUACAUACAUUUCUGUUUUAAAUAAGUUUUCGGGUCGCAAACUUGGCGAUCCCAAUUGCCAUUAUGUAUUUCCAUGGGUAACUGAUUUUGCUUCAAGCAAUGGCAAAAAUUGGAGAGAUUUGAAGAAGUCAAAAUAUAGACUUAAUAAAGGAGACAGACAGUUAGAUCUGACUUAUGAUCACUCACAAACACAGGUACCCCAUCAUGUUUCGGAUGUUCUAUCACCCAUUACUUUCUAUGUUUACAUGGCCCGACGAACACCCAAAACAGUUUUGUGCAAAAAUGUUCGUAGUAUUUGGGUACCAGCAGAAUAUCCAAGUUCAAUUCAAAGAAUGCAUGACUGGACUCCUGAUGAAUGUAUUCCUGAAUUUUUUACAGAUCCUUCAGUAUUUAGAAGUAUUCAUGAUGAUUUGGAUGAUCUGGAAGUGCCUCUGUGGGCAUCAGGUCCUGAAGACUUUGUAGAGAAACACAGACAAGCCUUGGAAAGUGAUCAUGUCUCAGAAAGGUUACACUAUUGGAUAGAUUUGACCUUUGGUUACAAAUUAUCCGGUACUGCUGCUGUAAAAGCGAAGAACGUGUGUUUACAUUUGGCAGAUGACCACACCAAUUUGACUAAAUCAGGUCUAGUUCAAUUAUUUGUACAACCCCAUCCCCCAAAAGCCAUAUCGUCCCCCUUCUUUGGAAAACUACCUCCGAAAAUCGUUGUUAAUAAAUCUAGGUCUCGAGACAGAGGUAGCGAAGAUGGAGGGGAAUCUGGUAAAAGUGAUGAAGAUGAAAUUACCAAGGCCAUUUCGGAGUCUUCGUUGUUCGGAUUAUCCAGGAUCAUGUCUAGGAGUAGGUCUUCCUUGAGUGAGGAUCAAGGAGGAUCAAAAAUUAGUCGAAGCCCUAGUGCUCAAAGAAGUACAAGCCUAGGGCCUAAAAACGCAACAUUCACUUCCCACCUAAACCAACAAGUCAAAGGUAAUCAUGUGCAGACGAUAGAGUUACCCAAAGAAUAUAAACCUGAAUUUGCUUUGGAAAACUUGGAAAAACGAUACUCUUUUAUGUCUAAAACGUUUUUCACAGAAUGCGCGAAGUCAUUUGAAGUGUUUGAAGAUGAGAUCAAAAGUGACGACCAUUCCUUAGUCCAGAAUGCCUUUACAAAUUUUAUUUAUACAGAAGGGUUCAAAGAAAAACUAUUUUCCACGCCAAAUGCCUUAAAGUCCCAUACUUUCCCAGUGGAGAAUAGCAGAACUCAAAUCCAUCUGCGACAUAAUGUACAGCAAAACAUGAAUCAAAUUAUGUGCAAUUAUUCAGAAAUUAUUUCGAAGCGCAAAGUGAGAGAGCUGCAAGUUCUAGGUUGCCUUAUAGUUGAAAUAUUUAUGGCAAAACACCUACGAGCCUUGGGAUCUAACAAUAUAGGCCUAACUUUCUCAGAACGUUUCAAAAACUGCCUAACUGUGAUCAAAAAUUUCAAAAAUGACAUUCCUCGUUGUAUAUCUUACAUAGCAAAUUUGCUCUUGCAACCUUCGACAUCAGAUCUUAAAAUGUCAUGCUAUGCACCUAUAACCCACUUAGGUUUACCUCCACCCAGUGCUCAUUUGCUACUGGAACCAUUGCUCGAUUGCUUAAUUCCAUUCCAGAAAUCAUUUUCAAAACUUUACAUGCUACUUGAAUCGCUAAAGGAAUUUAAAAAUGUUGAACUAGAACUAGAUUUACUUUAUCAUUUUGAUUGUGAUGGCACUAUGUGUUCGGACUAUGAACAGUUAGAGAAGACAAAAAUACUAUUUUCUCAAAAUAUAGCUGAGUGUAAAGUUAAAUUAUGUGUAAAGCAUCUGGAAGAGCUUUUAAUUCAAAUCAAUCCUAAUUAUGAUGUGGAAAUUGUUAAUAUAAUAGUCUCCUACAUAGUAGACCUCAUAGAGGACCCCCCAACCUCUGUGCUGUCGGCUUGGUAUCUCUUUGACCCAAUUGCUCGCGUUCUGGGGCCUAGGAGAACUUCAGAAAUGUUAUUGCAGCCCAUUUUGAAACUCUUUGAAAAUGAACCCAAUGAGAGUAGUCUGCCUUUCUAUGGAAAAAUUGCCAAGCUUUAUCACCACAGUUUCCUUCUUCGGUUGAUUGUGAGAUUAGGUUUGAAAUGCUUCCUUGAAAACUUUAUGACACCAUUAGUUGAGGCAGUGGGCGGUUACAAGGAUUACGAGAAAAUUGAGUUUUCACUGCACACCCAUUUAGAGAGGAUUGCAAAAAAAACGUCGCACUUAAAAACUAUGCAAGCGGACAAAGAAUUUUCCAGUGAAACUGCACCUAAAUCGAAAAUAGAGCCCCCGCAGUUUGACAAGGAGGAAGACCUCUUUGAAUUGGAUGAGGAAAAAGAAAAUGAGGAGCAAAUGAGGAGUCUGAUUGAACAUUUGGAAUUAAACAUUGCUUCAGAUCUUCCGUUUAAUCAUUCAACCGCUGAAGAAGCCUUAGACGCUUUCAGUGAAAACAUUGAUCAGUUGCAGAAUAUAGAGGAAAUGACUGAUGAGGGUGAGACAGGGAAUAAAUCGGGAAUUACUUCUCCUACAAUUCCGAUACCGUCCAGUUACCAUAACACCUUGGCCAACAUUAGCUGUGAAAUUGGUAGUAGAAUAAGUGAAUCCGGUAGCCUACUCGAGACGAAGUCAUUACCAUUGGAUUCUCCGAGUUCUUUAAAUGACCCAACAAAAGAUUCAAUAAACUCAGAAGAGACCCCUUCUAAACCUAGUGCAAGACCGAGAGACGUAGACAUCAAAAUCUCCGAGAUAAGUGUUGACUCGAUAAUUUGGCUCUCUCAUAGACUCGGUCCUGUGUUGAUGGCCAGGUUUUUGUCAAGAAAUUUGUUAAAAAUGCUUACGUUAUGCUACGUUGGACGGGAUAACUUAACCUUCCUGUUACAAGAUGAUAACAAAGCAGAUGGCAUCAGCAUAUCUUUUCAUAAAGUAGUGGGAGACCAGAGUGCUAUCAAAGUUUUGGAUUGUCUGGCUAGCAUUGCUGCUCUAUAUGGAGAAAAAUUAAUAUUAUUUCAAUAUCUACCUCACAUUAGUGAAUUAUUGACUCUGUCCAAAAAGAAGCUUACAGCCACCCUUGAAGGUGGAUUGAUAUCUGGUUUGGUACUGUUGAAGCAUAUCAUCCCGUACUUAUCUGAUUCAACUUUAAUGGACCAGCUUCAGGAUAUCUUCACUAACAUCAUUCACCCAACCGUCAGGUUGUUGGGUUCCAUAAAGCAUGUAUUCCCCAACGGUUCCAUUGGAAGAAACGUUCUAGCAAGAAAAUAUAUUGACACUUUAUACAUUCUUUCCAUUAGAAUAGGUUCUGAUAUGUCUAGGAAAUAUUUGUCUGUCCCAUCCUUGCAGAGAUUUUUUCUCUUGUUUGACAAAACUGGCGAGGAACAGAUCACGAAUCAUCCACCGUGGCAACUCGAACGACCUAAUUCUGGAAAAUCUCAUGCUGAAUCAGAGACGUGUGAUUUAGCGUCGACGUCUAUCCCUCACAUCAGACUCAAAGACUCUGAAUCUCUAGAUAGCCUGUCACCUACAUACAGUUCUUAUGCAUUUGACGACGAGAACAUCGUAAAAGCAGCCAUCGACGAAAUCCAAAAUGUUUUUACCCCAGACCUAGCCCACACCUCUUACCUGUCUUUUUUGAAUCACAUUGGAAUCCACUCCUUGGAUAUAUCCUUGAAAAAUCACGACAGAAUCCGGGAGUUAUGCCAAAUUCACGAACAGGAAAUGAGAAACAGCGAAUCUUUCGUGAAAUUGAAAAUUUCUGAUUUUAAAUCUUGCCAAAGUAUGGGGUCUUCUGGUAGCAUUGGCAGUAAUAUUAGUGUGAUUGGUAACAGGAUAGAUGUUCAAGAUCGGCCUUGCUUGUCGCCCGCUACAGAUUUGCUUUCGUUGGUUAGUAAUCGUAUCGAAAAUAGUAGUCGACAUCUGAGAGGAAAUUGGUUCUCGUAUUGGGCCCACGAAAUCGGACGUCACGAAAAAGACAAUUCCUUCAAUUUUAAUCAAAUUAAACUGCAAACAUUCGUGGGUCACAUAAAUAGUGUCAAAUGUAUCCACCCACUUGAUAACGAGAACAGUUUUAUGUCGGGCUCGAGAGAUAAAACAGUAAAAUUAUGGUCCUUGAGAAGCCAGGGCGACGGGUCUGCUACUUCCAACUGUCAGUGGACCUAUACAAAUCAUAAGAAGUCUAUUUUAUCUAUGACAUUUAUCGAAAGCAUGCGAUUGGUGGCGUCUUGUGACAGCGUAGUUCAUUUAUGGGACCCUUUCAUGGGUGUGAGUAUAGCCCAACUAGAAUCGUCCAAGUAUUCUCCGGUAAAUGUGGUGAGAAGUAUGCCAGCCCCUUCUAGCCUGGUCUUUUCAGCAACCACAGAAGGAGCUGUUAAAAUCAUUGACACCAGGCUUACCACAUAUGUAUAUGAUUUGAAAAUUACGGUAAAUCCUUCUGGUCUGAUUCGUUGCAUGGCCGUCAGUCCUUCGGGCAAUUGGAUCGCUGCAGGACAAUCGUCCGGUUGUAUUACUGUCUUAGAUACUAGAACGGGUUUAGUUAUAUCGAGUUGGAGAGCUCACGAGGGAGAAGUACUCCAGUUAGGUGCUGUGGACGAUAAUGCAAUUAUCUCAAGUAGUCUGGAUCAGACCAUAACCGUUUGGAGUGUGAAUGACGGGAAGUUUAAACACCACAUGAGGGGUCCCACUGAGCCGGCUCAUUGUCUCGUCGUUUAUGACCAAUGCCAAUUGGUCAGCGCAACCACUGCCAAUAGAGUAGGUGUUCACACUAGCAUAGCGGCGGAUUCAUCUUAUAGUAGUACGAAAUUGAGGGGCGAUACUUUUAAAGGAUUGCUAACUGCGAUGGCUAUUUUGCCGCUAAAUCGAUUACUAUUACUUGGAGCUGACAAUGGGCAAAUAAGCUUACUUUGUUAAAAAAUGGUUAGUGUUGCAUAUUUGAAACAUUGGUUCGAAAACUCAUUUAACUCAAUUAUUCCCUUUCAGAAAAUAUCUAAGGGAGAUUUUUUACAAUUUUUGUUAUUUUGGUGAUUCAGCCUCGCAAUUAAAAAAAAACACCAGAAAAUCGAGUUUAUCGCGAUUAUGCAAUAAGAGUACAAGUAAAAAGCAAAUGAAAGUAGUUUAGAUGUGUUAAUGUGAUAUGCUUUAAUGAGAUUUAGUAUUAAUGCGUUGAAUAUGUUUAGAUUGUUGAAAUUUAAAUUUUUAUCGGUGGAAGAGUCGGAUCAAUAUAAUUUUGGAAUACUCGGUUUCAUAGUAAGAUUAAUUUAUUAAAAAGCUCGCAAUUGAAUCUGCAAUUACAGAAAUGAUAUAUGAAAAUUUAAAAUUCUCCAGGAUUUGGAUUACACAAUUUUAGCUUUUUUUUAAAGUGCACCUAACCGAAAUUCCUUUUUAGUGUACUUAAAUAGGGUUAUAUGGCAUUAUAUUUCAUUUUCCGGUAUGGUAUUAUUAAUUCCAAAGAAGUAAUUUAAAAAAAAUGUAUAAUUAUUUUAACAUAAAAGACAUUAAUUAACGACUAGGUUAAGGAGACAACUUCAAGUGUAAUCAUGUUUUUGUAAAUCUUAUAUUGUUGAUUCUAAAAUAAAAAAAAAUAAA
Messenger RNA from Cylas formicarius (sweet potato weevil), 7098 nucleotides. It is a transcript of the gene Wdr81, whose product is annotated as WD repeat-containing protein 81. Gene Ontology annotation, biological process: aggrephagy. Gene Ontology annotation, molecular function: protein binding; phosphatidylinositol 3-kinase regulator activity. Gene Ontology annotation, cellular component: mitochondrion. The transcript is spliced from 13 exons. NCBI's taxonomy places the organism in Eukaryota, Metazoa, Arthropoda, Insecta, Coleoptera, Brentidae. The record is from RefSeq and is a predicted model, not a curated record. Bases 541 to 6423 code for a protein of 1960 amino acids.